UUUGGAAGAUCAGAAGAUGGAAUCUUGGAUGAAAGACAAAUUUGACGAAUUGGGCGAAGAUCUGAAGAGCGAAAUAAGGGAGCAGCACAUAGCAACUGUUAAAGACCUGAAAAUGUUUGUUGAAAGGAAAUUAAGGGUUACACAGACAGAAGCAAAAGACAUAGAAAAUGAAGAUGAGGAGAUUUCAGAUGUAGAAGAGAAGACAUCAAGCACUUCUGAAGAUGAUAAAGUGCUGCAGAUUUCAGAUACAGAAGAGAAGAAAGAAGACGAUAGGGAAGAAAGUUAUCCACCAAGUUUCGUUUUUGGUAGAGGAAAAGGGAAGAGACAUUUACAGCUGCACCCUGAUUGCAGUGAGCCAGCAUCAACAGGAAGUUCCAUGCCUGACCAAGAGAGUUGGCUGAUACAAUACAUGCUGAGCCAAUUUUCACCAGCAAGUUCUAUUCCUGGGAUGGGGUCAGUUCCAUCCGGCUCCGGACUACAGAAAAGAAAAAGUAGCCAAGGUGAAAUGCAGCCAUCUGGGUUAGUACCUUCCUGCUCCAAGCUACCGAAAAGAAAACGUAGCGAAGAUGAACAACAGCCAACUGGCCUACUUAAAGUACAGCCAUCUGAUCAAGUUGAACAACAGCCAUCUGUGUCAGAUGUUGCAACUGCAGCCUCCACAGUACUAAAAAGAAAAAGUAGCGAAGGUGAACAAACGCCAUCGGCAUCAGCUCUUGCAAAAAGUAAAGUUAUUUUCAGUGAAGAACAGAGUGAAUUCGUGGGGUCGAUUGCAGCAACGCUAAAUUGGUCAGUGAAUGAAACCGCAUUAAAAAUAAUGUUGUCUAGAGGAUUGGAAAAAGGAGUCUUCAAGAAGAAUGAAUUCACCUUGACGCAACUAAAGGACAAAGUGAAAAACCUGAGGAAGAAGCCAAUGACGAAGCUUACCUUGUAGGAUUGUUUACAGUUCACGGAUAUCCAGCUGGCUAUAAACAUUUGAACAUUGUUACGUUCAACAUUUCUUUUUAAACAUAUGUUUUUGUACAAUCAUGAAUUAAGACAAUCAUGACGCCUGUCUGUUUGACAGUGACAUUUUAACUUUUAUUUCUCUUAUUCUUUGUUAGGGUUAUUUAUUUUAUACAUUAUUUAUAUACGUUGUGACAAUACAUAUUUUCCAACUUAUUUCAUUUCACAUUUCAUGUAUAUAGUUCCAAAAAGGCAUCUGACAUGCAUGUUGUAAUUCAGGAAUAAAGGUAGUCUGUUG
Messenger RNA from Mytilus californianus (California mussel), 1240 nucleotides. RefSeq lists its product as uncharacterized. The coding region runs from base 17 to 931 and encodes 304 amino acids. NCBI's taxonomy places the organism in Eukaryota, Metazoa, Mollusca, Bivalvia, Mytilida, Mytilidae. The record is from RefSeq and is a predicted model, not a curated record. The transcript is spliced from 26 exons.